Messenger RNA from Symbiodinium sp. CCMP2592, 1377 nucleotides. NCBI's taxonomy places the organism in Eukaryota, Dinophyceae, Suessiales, Symbiodiniaceae. The record is from the annotation of a GenBank genome assembly.
AUGAAUCUCAUCGAUUGUAUCAACGUGAACCUCCUCACUCCGUACGUCGACAAGAUGGUCUCGACUUUUUUGGACAAGAGCCCGCAGAGUCCUGAAGUAGCUCACACAGUCGGUUUGCUCAUUGGCCUUUACUCGCUCUUGGAGGUCAUCUGUUCUCCAUUCUGGGGAAUGUUUGCCGAUUUUGCGGGACGGAAGCCAUGUCUCCUCAUCGGCCUUGCCGGUUCGGCAAUUGCCCCUAUCCUUUUCGGUUUGGGACAGUCCCUGCCAGUCAUCUUCGCUGCCCGUGCGCUCGACGGCUUCUUCUGCGGAAACAUGGGCGUCACACGAACGUAUUUGGGCGAGAUAGUCGAUGAGACUAAUGAGGCGCGAGGCUUCAGCUUUCUGGCUCUUUGCUUCUCAGUGGGCCUUUUCUUGGGACCCAUCUUGGGAGGAGAGUUGGUGUAUCCGGCACACUGGGCCCCCAGCAUUUUCGGCGACACCGUCUUCGACUCCCAUCCUUUCUUGCUGCCCAAUCUGACGUAUGCCAUUUUCGCAGCAGUAUCCUGGUGCAUUGGGGCGACUUUUUUGGAGGAGACAUUACCCAAAAGCCAGCGCUGCGGCCGUCAUCGAAGCACCGAAGCCUUUCCGCCUACCCCGUCAAUGCGACGGACGCUCUCAGGCACAGAUCCCUCAGGUGCGCCUCGUUCAUAUGUUUGCGAGGAUGCCAAUGAACCUGCGAACCCAGGAAGUGCUGGCGGCAAGUGCUAUCCAAUGACAGUAAUCCAGGUCAUGAUCGCGUACUGUGGCCUGUCGGGAUGCGUAGCGGCGCAGAAUCAGCUGAUGAUUCUGUUGGUGUCAUAUGACCGCUCAGCUGAUGGGUUUGCCUUCGGCCCACAGGAGAUUGGGAUCAUGCAAAACAUAGGCGCCGUUGGACUGUUGAUGUCUCAGCUGUUUCUCUACCCGACCCUGACAAAGAAGCUGGGUUUCCUGAAUACCUUCGUGAUUGGGUGCGUGUUGUGCAAUCUUUCCUAUGGCCUGUUCCCAAUUUAUGGUCUCUAUGCAGAUCCGGCAACUUACGGCUCUUGGAGAUUCUUGCCUUUGGGCCUCUGCCAGUUUUUCUACACAGCGGGGACAGGCAUGAUGUACCCCACUACCUUCGCAUUCAUCAACCGCGCAUCGGAGGGCAUGAGCCGAGGGGCCGUCAACGGCUGGGCAAAUUCCACGGGUGCAUUGUGUCGUGCAGUCUUUCCACCUGCAGCUGCUGCGCUCCUGGGUCAAUGUAACCGACUGGGGCCGUUUGGCCGCUACAUCCCUUUUUAUGUUAUCACUUUCAUUCUGGUCCUGACCCUGGCAGUCUCCUGGACCGGGUUGCGCAAGAUCGAUCAGAAGAGACUGUAG